Messenger RNA from Theobroma cacao (cacao), 818 nucleotides. Lineage: Eukaryota; Viridiplantae; Streptophyta; Magnoliopsida; Malvales; Malvaceae. The record is from RefSeq and is a predicted model, not a curated record.
AUGGAUUUGAAGUACAUAAAGCAAUCUUUCAGGAAGAAAAGAUCAAUUAGAGAAAAAAGAUUGACGGAAGCCGAUGAGAGAGGUGAGAAGAGUUUUAAGAAAGGAAAAGCCUAUAGGCACCCCACUUAUCGUGGUGUGAGGAUGCGAAGCUGGGGGAAAUGGGUGUCUGAAAUACGCGAGCCAAGGAAGAAAUCAAGAAUUUGGCUUGGAACAUUCCCUACAGCAGAUAUGGCAGCUCGAGCCCAUGAUGUGGCCUCGAUGGUAAUAAAAGGUGACUCGGCUUACCUGAAUUUUCCUGAGUCAGCGCAUGAACUUCCUCGCCCCGCCAGUUCUUCCCGCAGAGACAUUCAAGAAGCUGCUAAUAAGGCAGCCUAUGCCAUGGUUGACCAGCACAAUGCCAUGAUUGAAGUCAAGACGGAGCCAAGUCAGGAUGAGAUGCCCGUUCCUCAGUCCCCAAGUACCACCACAAUGUCAUGCGAAACCCAGGGGUCCCCGUCUUCUCAAUCGGUGGAUAGUGACAGUAUGUGGUUUGACCUUCCUGACCUCUCCCUGGAAGCAAAUUCGAGUCAUCGAUUCGGUUACACUUCUUGGUGGCAACAAGCUGGAAUUGACACUGAAUUCCAAUUUGAGGAAACAAUGGGCUGGGAUAAAUAGCUGAUAGUCCUCUGGAGAAAUCAUUCGGGGUUGAAAUUGUGAUACCUUGCCCGUGGUUUUGUUUCAGGAAUUGGGGCUAUGGAUAUCUUCGUUGGCCAACUUUAUUUCCUGUAUAAAGAGUAAAGACCUUAAUCUAUACCCCUGAAACAUGCGUGUAUCAUUCU